Molecule: messenger RNA, 822 nt
Organism: Cyclocybe aegerita
Lineage: Eukaryota; Fungi; Basidiomycota; Agaricomycetes; Agaricales; Hemipholiotaceae
Source: the annotation of a GenBank genome assembly
AUGGCCGAACCCUCCUGGCAAGAGACUCUUCGUCUGCGGCUUGCGGAGCGCAACAAUCGAGAAUCUGCGUUUGCCCCCAUUAUCGAGCAAUACCGCAGGCUCGCCCAGCAAACCAAGCUCCUCAAGGAGAGAAAUGCAACACUCCUUAGAGCCGUUGGUAGUGUGAAAGGGUCCUCCACUAUCACGGGAUCUGGCGAAGAUAACCCAGUUCGUGCUGCAUAUGUCGCGUCUCUGGAAACCCAAAUAUCCUCUCUGCGUGACGAGCUUGCGAACUUGUAUAAGACUCAGGGACAGAAUGCCCAGCGUCUGCUAUCUAUGAACGAGACCUUGCGAGAAAAAGAAGAGUUGUCAAGAAUCGAUUCUGAGAACCUCAGGAAGUCCAGGGACGAGAUAGCGACUCUUCGUCGCAAGGUUGAUCAACAUAGCGAGCUAAUGGCAGAGAAAGAUCGGACUGUACAAAUUCUCCAUGACGAAAUUAGCACAGCAUUGCUAGAGCUCGGUCAAGUAGAAGAACGGAACCGAGACCUGGCGAAAGACAACGCGAAACUUCUCCAACGUUGGCUUGAUGCGAAGCAGGCAGAUGCUAAUCGAAUGAACGAAGCGAAUGAGAUGUACGAGAAUAUGCGCUCAAGACAUCAGAACGUGCUCUCUUGGAGGGAGGGUUCCAACGAUGAGCCAGGAGCUGCCCUGUCGCCCGAGUCUAGUCGUCCCACCUCCGGCUCGGGAAAAGAAUUGGGGACUUCGGAGGCACAAGCAGCGAUGAAGAAGAAUGGACAUCUAUCUCCAGCGCAAAGGGGCCUGGAUCUGACACCGAAUGGCUAA